Molecule: messenger RNA, 873 nt
Organism: Durio zibethinus
Lineage: Eukaryota; Viridiplantae; Streptophyta; Magnoliopsida; Malvales; Malvaceae
Product: large ribosomal subunit protein eL34
Biological process (GO): translation
Cellular component (GO): ribosome
Molecular function (GO): structural constituent of ribosome
Source: RefSeq, a predicted model, not a curated record
CAGUGUAACAUAUAACCUUAAAAAACCCUUGGGAGUGAAACGCCACAAAAACCCUAGGACCAAGAAAGACCGAAACCAGAGCGGCUUCAAGAUGGUUCAGCGGCUCACUUACCGCACGCGUCACAGCUACGCCACCAAAUCCAACCAGCACCGCGUCGUCAAAACUCCUGGAGGGAAGCUUGUUUAUCAGACCACAAAGAAGAGAGCCAGCGGGCCCAAAUGCCCUGUUACUGGCAAGAGAAUUCAAGGGAUUCCUCAUUUGAGGCCUGCUGAGUAUAAGAGGUCUAGAUUGCCAAGAAACCGUAGGACUGUGAACCGUGCUUAUGGUGGAGUUUUGUCUGGAAGUGCUGUGAGGGAAAGGAUCAUUCGUGCCUUUUUGGUGGAAGAGCAAAAGAUUGUGAAGAAGGUCCUGAAGAUUCAGAAGGCAAAGGAAAAGCAAUCAUCCAAGAGCUAGAAUUUCAAUUAAGAUGAUAGUGAAUCUUGGAAUAGUUGUUUGAGGUGAUCAAGAACUGGAUUUAUGCUUUACCUUGGCUGUUUUGAAUCGUGUUCUACUUCUUUCUCUUUGUCGACAAAUCAACUUAUGUUAAAAUUUUGUUUUUGUUCUUUCACUUGUCUACUGUUCUCUGCAAUUUCCUAUUGAAUUGGAUGCUCAAUGUAUUCGCAGAUUAGUGGUUUUUGUUAUCAUUAUUAAACUAGUUGUAUGAUUGCCUCAAUAUGACAUAUGCUGUGGCCUUGUUCUUAUGCGUUAUAAGAUGUAUAUACAUCACCAUUUCAGAAGAAAGGCGAUAUGUAUAUAUAUUUGUAGAUUAUAAUCUUGAGUCCCUGAUAUAAAUGUAGAAAUUUAUGUUAAUAAAUAAAAUUAUGCCACAUGAA